Messenger RNA from Diutina rugosa, 1095 nucleotides. RefSeq lists its product as uncharacterized. Gene Ontology annotation, biological process: inner mitochondrial membrane organization. Bases 1 to 1095 code for a protein of 364 amino acids. Gene Ontology annotation, cellular component: mitochondrial inner membrane. The transcript has a single exon. Lineage: Eukaryota; Fungi; Ascomycota; Pichiomycetes; Serinales; Debaryomycetaceae. The record is from RefSeq and is a predicted model, not a curated record.
AUGUUGCGCCAUACCCGGAGGAUCCUGAUCGCCCAGGCCCCGGCGCCGGUGGUGCUGGCGCCGCAGACGGUGCUGAACGCCGUCAGCGGCGUCCGCCACUUGGUCGCCGAGCCCGAGCUCGAGACCCCCGUCUUCGAGCCCUUGGGCCACCCGGCGACGGCGUGUCUGGUAAACAGCCCCCCCUCCGUUCCCUUGUUUAUCCGCCGGGGCGGCCUCUUGGGGGUCUACGGCGACCACAUCGCCAACGUCCGCUCGAGAACUCAGUGGAUCCGCCAGGGCGUCGUGUGGCGACUGCCCUACCAGCGGCUCGUGCUGACGACUCCCUUUUCGGUGCUUGUGGCGCCGCCAGCGGCCGACCAGCUGUACGCGUGUAUUGUUCUCGACGGACAGGUGGACUGGGCGGUGCUUCGCCCGGCGCUGGUGUCUGUUUACACGGGAAAUGCCCUUUUCACUCAGAAUAAACCGGUGCCGAAACAGUGGCGCCAGUGGGGGGCCUACACCCACGUGAGCGGCCGGGGCCAAGUGGGGCUCGCUGGCUUCGGUACCGUGUACCGUAUAAACGUCGGUGACGGCGAGAAGAUGACGAUUAACCGCAAUAACUUGCUUGCGGUGACGGUGCUGGGCCCGGAAGACCUUGGCCAGUGCGUGAAACGGUUUACCCUUGAAGAGGACCAUUUGGACGGGACACAGGCGACGCUGGUGGUGAAAGUGGCACCUCCCAAGACCGGGUUGAGAGCCUAUAUCCCCGAAUUACCUCCCGUCCCCCCUGCUCUCAUUAGGGCGUGGCAGUGGGUCACCGGUGCCGCUAACGCUGCUGGGGCUCAAGCCCUGCUGUGGCUUGCGGGAACUGACGACUUUGUUGAAGUUUACGGUCCCCGUACCCUUCUCGUUCAGCUGGGGAAUAAACUGAGCCAGCCUACAGUCAACUUCUCUAGGGGUACUGUGGCCAAUCCGAUCGCCCUGCCGCCCAGGAUUGCCCCCGAACCUAGAGACUACUUAAAUGUCGUCACCAUUCAACCCCUGGGGGUCAACAUCGAGCUGAAGGACUCGUUCGCCGACGAAGCCGCCCGCCAGGCUAAAAAACCCCGUACAUAG